AUGUUGUACUUUUUUCUUUUAUUUUACACUUUAAAUUGCUGUGAAUUUAAGUAUCAGAAUAAAAAAACUUUACAAUGCUUAGAAAGCAAUAAAAAUGUUGAGGAUAGUUAUACAUCUAUAGAAAAAGAAUUUAUUGAGAUAGUUUCGCAAAUUGAACAAAAAAAACUGAUAAAAAAUAUUAAUCGAAUUUACAAAGUAGGUGGAGAUAAUUUAAUCAAUUAUUUAUAUAAAAAAAAGAAUUUAAAAGAUGUUUUGAUUAAUUUUAUGAAAGAUAAUAAUGAAUAUUAUGUACAAAAGGAGAAUAUAGAAUUGACAACAAUAGAUAUCAAUUUAUUUAUUGAAACUUUUCGCUAUCUUUAUUAUGUCUUGCAACGUGCACAAGAUUAUUUUAAUCGCAAAAGACUGUUACAAAUUAUCGAUAACUUUAGAAAUAAUAUAAUGCAUAUUUUAAAAGAAACUGAGCUGCCUGAUAUUGAUAAUAAAAGUUUAGAAAAAUUUAAUAAAUGCAUUAAAUUUUUAAAUGGCCAAAUUAACGAAAUUAUUAGUUUUUUGUAUGUUCUUCCUGAUUUUAUAUCUUGCAAAACAUUUAAAGAAUAUUUUUUAACGCUUCUAUUUUUGAAACGACAACUAGAAAGCACUGCCAGUGAUAAUUUUAAGAUAGAGUUGAAUACAAUGAUUUAUAUGGUAGAAAAAAAUUCUUUUGAUAAUUCAUCCUAUUUAACUGAAUGCAAAAACAUUUCGAACACAAUAGCAAAAGAAAUUGAAUGUUUAUUUAAAAUUUACGAAAUGUUUAGUAAGCUUCUUAAUGAAAGAAUUCAAAUUCUUUGUAAUCGUUAUUUUUUAUCCAAGAAGACAGUAUAA
This is a messenger RNA of Vairimorpha ceranae, 861 nucleotides long. RefSeq lists its product as hypothetical. Lineage: Eukaryota; Fungi; Microsporidia; Nosematidae. The record is from RefSeq and is a predicted model, not a curated record. Bases 1 to 861 code for a protein of 286 amino acids. The transcript has a single exon.